UCACUCGAGAUAUCAGUCGGAAUUUCGUCUUAGUAGCGUCGCGCCGCUCGCGUCCACUUUGAAAACGUGUGCGCCAACUUUGGGGAUGUAGGGUUUUUAGCGAAUUCGCUCGAAGUGUUAGAUUUGUGAUUUUUGUGCUCGACGGCCUCUGAGGGACUCUGAACACGCCCAGCAAGUGACUUUAGGAUGCAUAAGGGUGGGGGGAUGGUUACUGAAUAAUUCACCAGUUGAUAAUGAAAAUGGUGCGUGUUGCUAUAAAGGCGGCCGUAAUGCUUUUCCUUUGUGGGGUGUUUGUCACUUCGAAGGCAUCAGAAGAGAUGUCAACACCGAGUGCAAGUGCGAGCCCUCCGGCGAGCGCCGGGACGGCGCCCCCGGCGACGGAGCGGUCAAGUCCGCGCCCCACGGCGGAUUCCAGCAGCGGCGCCCCCACAACUCCAACUUCGACAGCUGCCGCCCCUUCGACAACCGUCGGAAACGAACCUGUUCGCCACAGCUUGGGCCGCGGUUUCCCCGUACCACACUACCACUUGCCCGACUCUCGCUGGGGCCCUUUUUUUGAGGAAGGCACAGAGCCCCACAACAUCACAGCGAGGGUCGGCUCCACGGUUAUGAUCGACUGUCGCAUCGGACUGUUGCAAAAUAAAACGGUGACGUGGCUCCACCACAAAGGAGACUCAAUACAUCUCCUUACGGUAGGUCGCAGCGCGUACAGCAGCGACGAGCGUAUCACCCUCAGUUUUCGAUACCCCAACAACUUUCGCUUACAAAUUGUCUACAUCACUCGGAGGGACGAAGGUCUCUACGAGUGCCAAGUCGCUACACACCCGCCAAAAGUCAAAAGGAUAUUCCUCAAAGUCACAGCCCCGGAAGUGCGAAUAGUGGACGAAUCCGGACGAGAAGUGACUGAAAGGUAUUACAAAGCCGGCAGUGCUCUCGAGUUGACAUGUCUGGCAACGCAGGUAGGAGGGGGCUCGGAGAACCCCACCAUCACCUGGAGACAUGGAGACCGCACACUCUCUAAAGGUAUCAGCUCCAACGUGUCUGCUAGCACGGACUCGGCCAUUUCGACUCUGACGGUGGGCCCCCUCGAAACUCGCCAUUCGGGGAACUACACGUGCGCCGUGGGAGCUUUGGCAUUUGCGACCGUAGCUGUACACGUUCUUAACGGUGAGCUUCCGGCGGCUGUCCACCACGGCAAUGCAGCCCCUUUGGGACUAAUCUCCCCCACGCUGGUCCUGCUGUCGGCUUGUUGGCUAUUGGCCUGCCAGAGGUGACCCUUAUCUCCUUAUCCGCACAGCAUUCUUAAUUAAGUCCCAGUGAAGGUGAUUCCAGUGAUGACUUACGCACUAUACAAUUAUCAUAUCAUGGUGCCGCGAACGGACCAACUCGUUACCUCACGGGAGUAGUUGACUUGUGCCGUUGUGACAUUAAAGCCAAAUCUUUUUAAUUUUAUUACACGGAACGCUAGUACGAUUUAACUUAAAUAAUCCGGAAUUCCGGGAGGUGUUUGAUCUUGCUAUUGCUCGUGCCAGUUGGAUAACCUUUCAGUGCGCACUUGUGAGCCAUAUUCGAACUUGUUUGCUACGAAUUCCAACAAAUUAAUUUUGAAUAAUCCACACAUUGCCCGUUUCCGCGCUAAUUCCAGACGAGUUGGAUUUUUCUCUCCUGAUUUGCUUACAGCAACUGAAGGGUUAUCUCACUGGUUUCAAAACGGGAGUGAGUUGUUUGACAAAAACCGGUUAAUCAAAAUCUCUUCUAAUAGUUGCAGUGGAAAGCUUAUCAGCGCUGGUUCGUGACUUAGUGCUUAAAGGGAAACAGUGAACAACAACAAAAUCAUGUGAUAUAAUUAAAUUUAUUGGGUGUAAUUAAAUUAUAUAACGUAUCAUAUAUUUUAUCUACUUAAUAUUUAUUUAAAUUUAACUUAAAGAUCUUUCUAUUCAAGAGAGUCAAGUUAAAAAAGAACCAAUAUUAGCAUUCGGUAGAAUGGAAGAUCUUGUUAUUAUUUCAGGAGUCCUCCAGUUAAUAUAUUGUAAUGAAAUUAAUUAAAUAGUGUACUUUUUUUCAAAUAUAUAACGGAUAUAUCAUAAGUAUAGCCGGACUCCUGACCAAGUUGUGUAUAAAUUAACUAAAAGUAAUAUAAAUGUCAAAUUAGUUGCGACUUCAGCAUCCAAUAAGUGUCGGGAGCGUGCAUAAAAAUAGACUGUGAUAGUCAAAACUGAAACAAUUAAAAUUUGGCUUAGAACCAAGUCGUGUUUUUUUAUCUUGAUUGCAUGCCUGCGAGGUGUGCUAAAUUUAAUUAAAAUCUGAAUCGAUUUGCCCAAAAAUUUGAGCUUAUUGUUAUUUUGCAGUCGAAUGUAAUUUUCGGUUUGGAAAUUGAAAAUUGAACGUGUUAUGUGUAGUCAAAAUUGAAAUUUGUUAAUAUUGAAAGCGAUUGCACGAGUUUAGCUUGAAGCGUUUAUAACGUCGUGAUGAUCUUGUUCUCGUAUUCUAGGCAAAUCUAUCAGCAAAUACUGCUCUACGAUUUUGGAAUAGUAACAAAACGAUCGAUAGUGGAUGCUUAAUUCGCAACAUAGUUUCUUCCAAUUCUGUAUUAUUCGAGUAGAGUAGCGACUUGGCUAGAAGGAGCUCUUCGUAUAUCAAUCAGAUUUGGCCGAAAUUGAGAGUGGCCGCUUUCCGGCGUCAUCAAUCAAAAUUUUAAUUAAAACAAAAUACGUUGAUUUUUUGAGCCUGAUUUGGGUUUGUACCCAGCAAAAAGUGAAUGAAUCGGGCGUCUCAUCCAUAAAUUGCAGCAAAUAAACUACAAAGAGUAAAAAACCGAAUCGGGAUCUUUAAUCUUUGUGGCUUCGCAUGUAGGCAACCCGAUGUGCACUCGUGUCAGGUUAGCUGAGAGCUUUCUUUUGUUCCGUCAAGCUAGAGUGUCGUCGAUUAUUCUUCCUGACCCAACAAUUAACCGGUUGUUCAUCCUGAAAGCUCGGACCGCCGCAAAUUUAAUUAUUCAAAUAAAACGCUUUAGAAAAAUAUAAAAUUGCAAUUGAGAGAGCUCCUUCUGCAAAUAUACAUACGCUCUUACCUACCCUUGUAUAAAAUUUUAUAAAAGUUACAUAGACUUGUUAUAGGAGACACAAAGACACAAUUUAGUUGAUAGCUGAAUUAGUAUUCAAAAUUGCGAUUGUGAUUUUUACAUUUUGUAUAAGUGUAGCCUUGUCAAUAUUUAUCAGGUUUCGAUUUCGGUGUAAAAAUGUAAUUAAGGACGGAAACUGUGACAAUUGGUGCUGGCCAUCUCUAGUCUGAUACAAAGGAUCUGGAAACUCGGCUAAUGUAACGAGUGAGCGGGAUUAUCCGAGUCCAAGUUACAUUGGCAGGGUUAACUUUUAUGGAAAGUUGUAAAUAAACACAUAUUCUGUACAUGUCAUGACCACUUCUGCACACGAUACAGCCGAGUCGAACUAACGUUGCUUACCCUGGUUCGUGAUGAAUGUCUGCUAAAUGGUGCGUGAUCUGAUUUAACAGCUGCUACGGAAGGCUAAGCUUUGAUCAAUUCACCCAACACUACACCAGAAUUUUUACGGAUAUUGUUAGCCAACAUCCAAAUCUAAUUCAUAAAUCAUUUAUCGGUCUUCUUUUGUCUUUACGUUCGUAUGAAUCCUGCCAGCGCUCCAAAACGGCAACGCGCCAUCUGUUUACCAUAAAACAAUUAAAAAAUCUUCAAGGAUCGAAUUGUGUCUCGUGUGCACGAAAAAGAAAAAGCCUCCAUUGCGCGUCGACUCCUUUCAAAUUUCCAUUCAGGGAACCGAAUUCUUCUCGCACUAAGGGGUUUUACCUAAGUGGUUUCCCUAGCUGUCUGGAUGUUAUUUAUUUAACCAGUGAAGAAUAGGCACGGAAUUCUUCCUCGACGGCUAACAGAUAGAGUCAAUCUGACGAUCUGCAGGUCUAAGACGUUGACACAGCUGCACAAUGCGACGCGAAGCGAAACACGCUAAGCAUACGUUCAAAAAUUAUAUUUUCGAAGUCACUCGUCCGAUAUUUUCCAAUUUCCGCAAAUAUAGUUUCGAGAAAUGGCAAAAGUUUUAAAUUAAAGUCAUGGGAAAUAAGAAACUAAUCUUCUUUAUAACUUAUACGCCAAUUUAUCGCAAACCAGAAAUUGCGUCCGUACCAGCAAAUCAACGCUUGUUCGCUCGAAUUCUGUAAAUAAUGUUGGAUAAAUGUUUCACAUAAUGUGAUGAUGUAUAUAAAGCCAUACAAAACACAUUAUAUAGACAUUGUUUGUUGUUUUAUAAAUAAAGGAUAAGAUGAUA
Molecule: messenger RNA, 4295 nt
Organism: Tribolium castaneum (red flour beetle)
Lineage: Eukaryota; Metazoa; Arthropoda; Insecta; Coleoptera; Tenebrionidae
Exons: 7
Coding region: 234-1274 (346 amino acids)
Biological process (GO): synapse organization
Cellular component (GO): neuron projection membrane
Source: RefSeq, a predicted model, not a curated record